Molecule: messenger RNA, 1907 nt
Organism: Pecten maximus
Lineage: Eukaryota; Metazoa; Mollusca; Bivalvia; Pectinida; Pectinidae
Exons: 8
Coding region: 74-1357 (427 amino acids)
Molecular function (GO): calcium ion binding
Source: RefSeq, a predicted model, not a curated record
GGUUGUGAAAUUUUGACCAGCUUUGUCAGGACACCUGCGCCAUUUUGACCUAAGGGUAAUUGCGGUAAACAGAAUGACAUCAACAUCACAACAGAAUCAAGGAUUUGUGUUGUUGCUAUGGAUAUAUCUACUGCUGGACACGCUUCUGGUAACCAAUGGUUACAGUUACAUCGAAUUUUAUGGUAGUGACGUCAUACAAAGGAACGUGAACGGGUUCCAGAAAAAGACAUAUAUCGACCUUGCAACUCCCCUUCCCUCGGGUUCGAUCAGCCAAUUCCACACCUUUGCCGCCAGCGUCAACAAUGGGGCGAGUGACGUCAUACAUUUCGGGAUCUGGGAGAAAGUCACAUCUGUGCAGUUUCGACUCCUUUAUAGCCAUCGAUUUACCUUAGCCGGCGGAACACAGAAUAUUACGAUCGUUCCGGACUACUUUUACGUGCCACAGGGGUCUUACAUGGGUUUAACAUUUGACCAGUUCCCUGGGGGUAUCCUGUUUGACUACACGAAUCCCUUUUCUGGAAAUAAGUUCGGGUUUUCGGCCACCCAUGUCACCUCACCAACUGUAAACAGUCUUGUGGACUUGAUAUUUACCAGUUUCUCCAUCAUCCCGUCCGUCAAGGUGGAGAUCGACAUACGAAUCCCCGGGAGGACGGGCAUGACCGGUGUGACGGGCAAAGUUGGGGCUACAGGUCCUCAGGGAGUCCAAGGUAUGGUGGGACCGAUAGGAGUGACCGGACCCAGAGGACCAUUGCCAACAGAUGUGGACGAGUGUGCCGCUAACACAUAUUCUUGUCCGGCCAAUUCUACCUGCCGUAACACUUUCGGAGGGUAUGUUUGUGACUGUAAUGAGGGCUAUCGACUACAACGGGACGGAAGUUGUAGAGAUUAUGACGAGUGUUUGGAGAGUAAUGGGUUCUGUGAACAUAACUGUACCGAUACUGACGGAGGGAUGAUGUGUUCGUGCUGGGAUGGCUACCAGCUCGCAGACGACCUCCAUUCCUGUUUAGACAUUGACGAAUGUCUCAACAUCUCGGCCUGUGUUCGAGGGACGUGCUUCAACUCUCCCGGAUCGUACCAGUGUAAUGAGCUCACAUUAGGACUAAUUUCUCCACUUUAUGGCGUGGACUAUACUGGUAAUAUCAGACCCGGAAACACCACUCCGGACACUCAGAAAACGAAGGCUCUCAACUCUGAAGCCGUCCUGGUUAUGUGGAUGACCCUCAUAUCAUUUGCAGUCGUCAUCUUGAUUCUGAUCAACAUCAAAACAUUUGUAAAGAAUCGACGUCUUCGAAGGUAUAACCGGGACAUUACGACACAGACAGGAAGAACAGCGCAUACCGGAAGUAAAUCAAAAUAACACUACUGAAGGACAAAAUGUUACGGAAACAGGUGAACCUGGUCCUGUAUCCUGUGGUCCCGGAUAUUCUUAUUGAAUACUAUUCCUUUGGAUAACAAUAUCUGGAUGGCAGUAAGAAAGAAAGAAUUAAUAAGCCCACCGGAAACAAAUCAAUGUAUGGGAAACAGAUCGGUGUAAGUUGAGAGUAGGUCUUGGUAUACCGGAAGUACACUGACCAACUGGUCCUGAAGCAGGUACUCUGUGUACCUAAAGUAGACUAUACAGUGAAAGAAAGUUGACAUUGGUAUCAAAUACAAAAUAUGACAUUUUAGACUGUUGGAACAUUCCUUUCUCCUGAUAACAAGGACAUGUUCGACAUUCAUAGACUCGUAGACCCGUGUAAGAAAAAAAAUGAAAGAAAAAAAUCAGAGUUAUAUUUACUUAAAAAGGGUUAUUUAAUGGAAUGUCAUAACUUUGAAAAUGCAUAAUAUAUCUGUACUUUUGAUAGUUCUGUGACAAUGAUAUACAUAAAUGAUAAGUGCUUAUAAAAUUACGUAAAUACAAUACUUAA